AUGGCUCGUCUCAUCUUCAUCAUAUUCUUCAUCAUUUCUUUCAUGGCCUCAAAAGCACACUCCAUAAACCAAACAGAUCUUCAACUUGCCAUAGAAGACAUGAGGUCCCAAUCUUACCAUGGAUUUGUAAUCCUCCUCAAAUUGUUAAACGCUUCAUCCUUCCCAUUCAAAGAUGUCACUCUCUUCAUACCAGGUGAUGCUGAAAUAUCAGCAUCUUCUUUUAACGACGUUACAGAUUUUAUUUUGCACCAUUCCAUCGCGAUGCCACUUACGUUCAAUGAACUCGCUCAUUUCCCAACCGGAUCCCUUGUACCGUCGGGGAUUGCUGAUCUGUUAAUAAAGAUUCAGAAUAGAGGAAGGGCUAAUUUUUCUAUUAACAAUGCUAAGAUUAUGGCGCCCAAUGUUUGUGUGAAAUCUCAGAUCAAGUGUCAUGGAAUUGAUGCAGUGAUUGCUUAUAACAGCAGCCUAAACAACAAUAAUAAUAAUGACAGUAAUAAUAAUGGUGGGCCUUAA
This is a messenger RNA of Impatiens glandulifera, 513 nucleotides long. Its product is annotated as FAS1 domain-containing protein SELMODRAFT_448915-like. The record is from RefSeq and is a predicted model, not a curated record. NCBI's taxonomy places the organism in Eukaryota, Viridiplantae, Streptophyta, Magnoliopsida, Ericales, Balsaminaceae. The coding region runs from base 1 to 513 and encodes 170 amino acids. The transcript has a single exon.